Messenger RNA from Pecten maximus, 1181 nucleotides. RefSeq lists its product as uncharacterized. NCBI's taxonomy places the organism in Eukaryota, Metazoa, Mollusca, Bivalvia, Pectinida, Pectinidae. The transcript is spliced from 4 exons. The coding region runs from base 104 to 670 and encodes 188 amino acids. The record is from RefSeq and is a predicted model, not a curated record.
AUACAAUACCCAUGUUUAUUUAAAGGCCGACAUUGCAGGAGUACGCUAGUCACAACCAAUUUGCAAUCCAGCUGUACAUACCCUGAUCGACAGAAUUUUCAAAAUGGUUUGUAAGGUGCCAUGUGGAACCGGUGCGGACUACCAAGUACGUGAGGAGAAACUGAAGAUCCCGAAAUACGUAGGCUACACGUUAAUACCGGUCGGUAUCAUCAAUAUUGUCAUAGGAAUUGUAACACUGGUGUACUUGACCUCUUACAAAUACCCACUCCCAACUGGAUAUCAGAUAUGGACGGGUAUCUUGGCAAUAGUGAUUGGAGUAUUCGGUGUCCAGCUCGGAUCGACAUCAGAAAAUAUGAAACAAGAUGUCUCCCCCGAAUUCAGGAAGAAGUUCUUCGCAUUUUUCUGGUCCUCCAACACCGUCAACUGGUUAGCCACCCAGGGGUUUGGUUACGCCAUUGCCAGUACUGUCAUAUGUGAAGUAAGCGGAUGCUCCGAUAAGAACGACCUCCUCGUUGCUCUUCACGCCAUUACCAUCGCUCUUACUCUGAUUAUUUGUAUCGGCGGAUGGAUGGGACAAUAUUUCUUCUAUAAGUUCCGUAAGACGUACGGAAUACUGAGUGAUAAGGAGAUACAACAGCUUAGUACCAGUCAAAUGAUGCAGAAGAGCUAGAGGAAAUGAACUGACUAGACCUGGCUAACAUGUACACAGUCAGAUCAGGCUAUGGAUCACCAUCAUCGCCGGGAACCGUUAUGAUAUAUAGAUCACGUGAUAUGUUACAUUACAAACUGACUUCACUAUUUCUAAUGGAUUGACGGUUCGUCUGAUGUUCGCCUCAUCUCCAGAUUGGUUUCCAUUGUUCUGACGCAACUGCCUCUAAAUGCUUCUUUGCUUAUAAAUAGACGAACUAUCCGAUCCAAGAAUAUUUACAGACCUCUACGAUGGAACUUAUAGAAAUGGUGCUUUUGAUUUCAACAGCAGUGAAAUAUGUAAAUACCGACAUUUGUCAAGUGUUAGUAUCAUGUUGGCAACCGGGCAAGUUCAUUUCGCUGAUUUAUCGAAAUCAGUUUGGAUUCCAUCAAAAUUGCUGACAGUAAUAACUGAAAAGAAAUGUGUAAAUAACUGUAGAUAUGUACGCAAAUAAUAAUGUGCUAGUUAACCUGUGCUUAUAGUGCUAUAAAAA